Drechmeria coniospora is the source of this 1725-nucleotide messenger RNA. RefSeq lists its product as uncharacterized. Gene Ontology annotation, cellular component: mitochondrion. NCBI's taxonomy places the organism in Eukaryota, Fungi, Ascomycota, Sordariomycetes, Hypocreales, Ophiocordycipitaceae. The coding region runs from base 1 to 1725 and encodes 574 amino acids. Gene Ontology annotation, molecular function: ATP binding; nucleic acid binding; asparagine-tRNA ligase activity. The record is from RefSeq and is a predicted model, not a curated record. Gene Ontology annotation, biological process: asparaginyl-tRNA aminoacylation. The transcript has 3 exons.
AUGUUCGGAGCUCCGAGACGGCGCAUCCGCCUAGGCCAACCUCUACCCGUGGUGGUCUCCAGAUCCUAUUCCGUGCGCAUACCUCCCGGAUUUCCGUCGGACCCGUCCAUCAAGACGGUGGCCGACCUCAAGGCGUGGCAGCCGGGCGUCAAUGUGGCCGACGUGGAGGUGCACGGUUGGGUGCGGUCGGUUCGGAAGAGCGCGGGUGUCCGCUUCGUCGACAUCACCGACGGUUCUUCCAUGAGACCGGUGCAAGCGGUUGUCGGCAAAGAGUUGUCCUCCGAGAUGAGACCUGGCGCCGCGGUUCGUCUAAAAGGAACCUGGUUCAACGCGAGGCGCCCGCCGGAUGCGCAGACGACCGUCUCACGAGGCCAAAGCUCCCGCGCACCGGCCUGGACAGCCGGGACGGUCGAUCAGCAAGGCCGGACGGCUGCCGUGGACGGAUCGAGCGCAGCCAAAGCCGGAGAGGCGACGACGACGACGACGACAACGACGACGACGGCAACGACGGCGGCAAGCGAGCUGCAGGUCAGCGAGGUGGAGAUUCUGGGCACGUCCGACCCCCAGACGUACCCGAUUCAAAACAAGUACCAAACGCCCGAGAGCCUUCGGUGGAUGCCCCAUCUUCGCCCACGAACGCCUCUCAACUCGACGCUCCUGCGCCUCCGCUCAGACGCAACCGCUCUUCUCACCCGCUUCUUCUUCGAGGAGAAGUUUCAACAAACACACCCGCCCCUUAUCACGUCAUCGGACUGCGAAGGCGCCGGCGAGGCCUUCACCGUCAAGGCGGGCGGUGCCGACGACUUCUUCCGCGACGCAAAGUACCUGACCGUCUCGACCCAGCUUCACCUCGAGGCCUUGGCGCAGGCCCUGGGCAACGUCUGGACCCUCUCGCCCACGUUCCGCGCCGAGCGGAGCGACACGUCGCGACACCUGAGCGAGUUCUACAUGCUCGAGGCGGAGAUGAGUUUCGUGCGCGACAUGGACGAGGUGAUGGAUCUCGUGCAGAGCAUGCUGAACUUUGUCGUGCGAGGGCUCAAGGGACUGCGGGCGGCCAACGAGCUGGAGCGGAACAGGGUGGACUCUCGCGAGCCGUCGGAACGGCUGGCCUUUGCCGACCUCGCCGACGGGAAGGAGCUCGAGCGGCGAUGGAGAGGCCUGGGGACGGCGAGCCGAUGGCCCCGAAUCAGCUACGGCGAGGCCGUGGAAAGGCUGCGGCGCGCUGGUCACCGGUUCGACCACGAACCGGCAUGGGGGAGCGGCCUGCAGUCGGAGCACGAACGGUUCUUGGCCGACGAGGUCGGCUACGACAAGGAACGGAAGGCCUACUUGCCAGUCUUCAUCACACAGUACCCUCGGGCGAUCAAAGCCUUUUACAUGCGCCAAUCGGCCUCGUCGCCGGGCGAAGGAGAGACGGUGGACUGCUUUGACCUCAUCGUCCCGAGCGUCGGCGAGCUCGCGGGCGGAUCGAUGCGCGAGCACCGGCUGGCGAAGCUCGAAGACAACAUGAGGCUGCACGGCCUCCCGGUGGGCGGCGGCGGCGGGGGCGGAAAGGCGGCAGGCAAGGACGGCAUGAGGUGGUACCUCGACCUGCGGCGUUGGGGGUGCCCGCCCCACGGCGGCUUCGGGCUCGGCUUCGACCGCUUGCUGAGCUACCUGACGGGGGUGCCCAACGUUCGCGACGUCGUUCCGUUUCCUCGGCACCACGAGCGGUGCGACUGCUAG